GAGAGAGAGAGAGAGAGAGAGAGAGAGAGAGAGAGGAGAGAGAGAGAGAGAGAGUGAGUGACUACCAUUGGAUGCCAGUGAUAGAGUAAAAGACUAAAGCAGCUUGUGAAUUUUCUUAGUUGCCAUGGACCCUUGGGGGUCAAUCAAGUGGCGCUGCUGACUCACAGAGGAAAAAAACUGAAGGCACAUGAAGAAACAACAAAAAAACAACAAGUGACAAGAAGUAACUAAGGACAACAAGGCUUUUUAUAAGUAACAGCGCGAGAGAAAUCAGAGUAAGGGGCACGCAGGGACAGAGCUUCCUCCAGACGGUCUUCAGUGUGUUCCACCAGGCCAUCAUCAAACCAUCAGUCCAGCCGGUGAGGAAGGCACAGAGACAUGAAGAGACCUCACGACUACAGCUCCCCUGACUCGGACACAGACGAGUAUAUUGACGUGGGGCAAGAAGACGGCUACUGCCCAGUCACCGGGUCCAUGUCUCCUGGCAGCGCCUCACAGAUUCUUGCCCGAAAGAAGAGAAGAGGGGUCAUAGAGAAGAGGCGCAGAGACCGUAUCAACCACAGCUUGUCAGAGCUCAGGAGACUGGUGCCCAGCGCUUUUGAGAAACAGGGCUCAUCUAAGCUGGAGAAAGCAGAAAUCCUGCAGAUGACUGUGGACCACCUCAAACUUCUGCAUGCCAUGGGAGGGAAAGGUUAUUUUGAUGCGCGGGCCUUGGCAGUCGACUACAGGACACUGGGCUUCAGGGAGUGUGUUGGAGAGGUGGUGCGGUACCUCAGCUCCCUUGACGGGGACUCCCCAGACCCUGUAGGAGCCCGCCUGGUCUCCCACCUUUCCCACUGUGCAAGUGAGCUUGACCCUCUCCUCCUGCAGUCACCCCCGACCUCUGCCCUGCCCUUCCCUCCUUGGCCGUGGCCGUCUUUCCAUCAGAUCUCCCCCGCCUCGCCGGCCUCCACCUCACCUGCUUUCCACGGGCGUAGGGAUCUAGCCCUGCUGGGGAGCUACCCCUCACCAGCCUCUCUCCGCCUCGCUCCCCUGGCAGGCUGCCAGCAGGGCGCACCACCGCUUCUUGCACAUACAGCUUUGGCCACUGUCCACAGGAUGCCCUCCCUCGCAGCUUCUACAGCCCUGGCCCCCUCCAGACCCACCCAGCCCUCCCCUCACAGUGCCACCAGGGCCUCGCCUCUUCCUCUCCCCACUCCUUCUUCUUCCUCUUCUUCUACGUCCUCCUCUAAUACGUCAUCAUCUUCUGCCCCUCUCCAAGUGUCCUUCAGACCAUUUGCACCUCUGGGGUCUCCUACAGCCCAGCGCAGGGGCUUGAGUGGAUCAGCCAAGUCAGCCCAGGGAUGGGGGACUGAAAUCGGAGCCUUCUGAGAAUCGACUCUCUCUUUGUGUGUUUUUGUUGUUGUUUGUUACAAAUGAACAUUUGUACAGCGGACAUGGAGCUCCCAUGUGCAGCAUGUUGUGAAUAAGAUACCUUUGGAGAUAAAAGUUUUAAACUUUGCUGAUUGUCUCUGCUUUCGAGGGACUCUAAAAGCCAUAUCAGACUGUGGGAGGAAUCUCAGAUAGUCACAAACAAUCAUGUUUAUGGAAUUAUGGAAUGUGAGGGGGAAAAAAGGAAACUAAAAGUCAUUCAUGAUCUUUUUUUGUUAAAUAAACAACAUCAACAGAGCCAUAUAUAUAUAUAUAUAUAUAUAUAUAUAUAUAUAUAUCAACCCAUAGACGUUGAGUUUUUACUGAUCUUUAACUGUGAUAUUUGUUUUUUUGAUUUUAGAACAUUUAUACAUUUGAUUACGUUUAAAAUUUUUGAAGAAUGUUUGACAAGUAUCUCUAUAA
Labrus bergylta (ballan wrasse) is the source of this 1833-nucleotide messenger RNA. RefSeq names its product hes related family bHLH transcription factor with YRPW motif like (gene heyl). The record is from RefSeq and is a predicted model, not a curated record. Gene Ontology annotation, molecular function: RNA polymerase II cis-regulatory region sequence-specific DNA binding; protein dimerization activity; DNA-binding transcription factor activity, RNA polymerase II-specific. Gene Ontology annotation, cellular component: nucleus. NCBI's taxonomy places the organism in Eukaryota, Metazoa, Chordata, Actinopteri, Labriformes, Labridae. Gene Ontology annotation, biological process: regulation of transcription by RNA polymerase II; circulatory system development; regulation of neurogenesis.